AUGGAGGACUCUCAGCCUCGGAGGUCAGAGGGGAGGAUGCAGAAUGGCCACUGCAGGUGGAGUGCUGAAAUUCUGGAGACCAAGGUCGUGGAAGAUUUCAGGCGAAGGCUCAAAUACUUUUUCAUGAACCCCUGUGAGAAAUACAGAGCCAGGGGUCGCAAACCAUGGAAGCUGGUGUUGCAAAUAGUGAAAAUUGCUAUUAUCACAAUCCAGUUAGUGUCUUUCGGCCUGAGCAACGAGAUGAUGGUCACGUUCAAAGAUGAGAAUCUCAUGGCCUUCAGACAUCUGUUCCUCAAAGGAUACAAAGAUCCCCGGCUUGGAGGCUACGCACUUUACACAAAAGCAGACGUUUAUGAUCACAUCUACUACGUCAUCAACCGGUAUAUCCGUCUCCAAAACCUGACAGUAGGUAAUCUUGCAUAUGAGAGGGUUGACGGGGAGAACACUCCUCUGUCUCUCUGUCAAGAAUUUUACAGAAACAGCAGCAUUGAUCCUGGAAAUGAGACCUUCGACAUUGAUCCACAUAUUGAUAAAGACUGUACGUCCAUUUACCCCGAGCAGACGCUUGACAACAGCAGUUCGCUCACACACUUCAACUUCUCCUUGGACUUCAAAAGGCUGUUAUCAGUGAACAUCUACCUCACGCUGAAAACCAUCAAUCUGCAGACUGUGCGGCACCAUGAGCUACCAGACUGUUAUGACUUCUAUAUAAUGAUCAUGUUUGACAACCAUGCACACAGUGGAAAGAUAAUGGUGACUGUUGAAUACGAUGUCAGAAUUUAUGAAUGCAGAGACUGGAACGUUGAGGGCACUUCUGGGAAGUACGAUUAUCUCCUCCUCUGGUUUGACUCUGUGGUCAUCCUUGCCUGCCUCACCUCUCUCAUCCUCUGCAUCAGGUCUGUCAUCAAGGGCAUCCAACUCCAGAUUGAGUUCAAUGCAUUCUUCCAAGCACACUACAAUAAAACUGUCACCUGGUCGGACCGCAUGGAGUUCGUGAAUGGUUGGUAUAUCCUCAUCAUUGUCAGCGACACAUUGUCCAUCGCUGGGUCAGCGCUCAAAAUUGGAAUACAGACAAAGUUCCUGACAAACUAUGAUGUGUGCAGUAUCCUGCUGGGAACUGCCACAAUGCUUGUCUGGGUCGGUGUGAUUCGUUACCUUGGUUUCUUUAGGAAAUACAAUAUCUUAAUCUUAACCCUGAGAGCAGCGUUCCCAAAUGUGAUCCGAUUCUGCUGCUGUGCAGCCAUGAUCUACCUGGGCUACUGCUUCUGUGGUUGGAUUGUGCUCGGGCCUUACCAUGACAAGUUCCGGACACUCGACAGGGUUACAGAGUGCCUCUUCUCCCUUAUCAAUGGGGACGACAUGUAUGCCACCUUCCUGAGGAUGCGAGGCAAGAGCUACAUGGUAUGGCUUUUCAGCAGACUCUACCUCUAUUCCUUCAUCUCACUCUUCAUCUACAUGGUGCUCAGCCUGUUCAUCGCUCUCAUCAAUGACACCUACGAGACCAUCAAGCAUCACCAGCAGGACAAGGUGCCAGUGUCCCAGCUUCAGGCCUUCAUAGCCGAGUGCAGGGACCAUCCUGAGUCUGGAAGGUACCAAACUGAUGAGGAGCCAGCGUCCAGCUGCUGCAUGUCUCCGUUCUGCUGCUUCGGAUGAAGUGAUGGGAUGUGGCAUGUGCCUUAGACGGGUGUUGGCCAAGAGUACAGAAGAGUAUCCGGACCAGGUAUAAGGGGGAAAAACUAAAGGAGGAAGACUUUUCCUUUUGCAUUUUGAGAAUAAAGUGGAAGUGUUGAGAAUAAAGUCAGCUUCAUUGGUCCUUCAAAUCCAGUAAUAGGAGCGAUUAACAGCAGAAACUACAUUAAAGCUUCAAACUAAUAGCAGUAUUUUGUUGUUGAUUGUGUAAUGAUUGA
Paralichthys olivaceus (Japanese flounder) is the source of this 1907-nucleotide messenger RNA. RefSeq names its product mucolipin TRP cation channel 3a (gene mcoln3a). Gene Ontology annotation, molecular function: NAADP-sensitive calcium-release channel activity. Gene Ontology annotation, cellular component: lysosomal membrane; plasma membrane. The record is from RefSeq and is a predicted model, not a curated record. NCBI's taxonomy places the organism in Eukaryota, Metazoa, Chordata, Actinopteri, Pleuronectiformes, Paralichthyidae.